CUACACUAGACUGCUAUGCAUGCUGCUGUGGCCGAACCUCUUCUCCCGUUCCAAAUCCCCCAUUCCCUCAUCACCGUCUCCACCGAGCCUCUUCUCCACCUCUCCUCCACAGCGAGAGACAGGAGCCAUCCUCCCCUCCUCCUCACCUUUCCCAUCCACAUCCGGAAUCGGCAACGGCAGCGCGCGCCUCCUGCGUCGAUUUCCCACCCACGCCUCGAGCCGCUGCCCACCUCCUCUCUCUGGUUCCUGGGCGACACAGGAGGGAAGGGCAGAGGAGCAGUUCAACUCCAAAUCGGCAUGGCAGUGAGUGCGACGUCGGGGGUGUUGAACCCGCUCCUAGGCAAACUCUCCAGGCUGCUCGGCGAAGAAUACAAGAAGCUCACAGGUGUGAGGAAGCAGGCAUCUUUCCUCAAGGAUGAGCUCAGCGCCAUGAAAGCUCUCCUUGACAAAAUGGAGCCCAUGGACAAGCUCGAUCCAUCGGCCAAGGACUGGACGGACCACAUCAGGGAGAUGUCUUACGAUAUGGAGAACUGUAUUGAUGAUUUCAUUCAUGACAUUGAAGGUGCCAGAGCAAAGAAAGGCUUCGUCAGGAAGAUGGCUCAGCGCCUCAGGAGGCUGGGAAAGGGAAAGCGCCAUCAGAUUGCCAACCGCAUCGAUGAGCUCAAGGUUCUCGCGAUGGAGGCAAAUGCUCGGCGCAAGAGGUACAAUAUUGAUGCUUCCAUCAAUUCGAGUCCUGGCCCUGUGGUUGUGGAUCCCCGGAUCCCAGCGCUCUACGAGGAGGCAGCAGGCCUAGUUGGUAUUGAUGGCCCGAGAGAAGAGCUUGUUAGUUUGCUGAUGGAUUCCGAGAAGAAACUCAAAGUGGUUUCCAUCGUCGGGUUUGGAGGUUUGGGUAAAACCACGCUUGCCAAACAAGUGUAUGAUGAAAUUGGAAGGCAGUUUACACCCAAGGCAUUUUUCCCGGUCUCCCAAAGGCCAGAUGUGAAAAGCCUUCUUAGUGGCCUACAAUUAAAGCUUGGGAUGGCGAAUUCUUCUCAUGCUUCCGAGCUGCAAGAUAUUAUUGACAGCCUUAGAGAACACCUCAAACAUAAAAGGUACUUAAUUAUAGCUGAUGACGUGUGGGAUCAGUCAACAUGGAAUACUAUUAGGUGUGCCUUUCCAAACAAUACUAAUGGAAGUAGAGUAAUGGUAACCACGCGAUUGGAUGACGUAGCUACCACAACAUGUUUGAGUGAUCGUGCCUGCAUUUACAGUAUGAAGCCACUCAAAGAACAAGACUCAAGAAAAUUAUUUUUCGAGAGAGUAUUUGGGUCUGAAAAUGUAUGCCCACCACAGUUCAAAGAAAUUUCGGUUGAAAUUCUCAGGAAGUGUGGCGGGUUGCCACUUGCAAUUAUCACCAUAGCUGGCCUAUUAGCUAGCCAUGAAACAAGAUUGUUGAAUGAAUGGGAGAACAUAAAGAAUUCUCUUGGUGCUAGGUCUGCUACAAAACCCACCUUGGAAGAAAUGAGGGGUAUUCUGAAUCUUAGCUAUGUGCAUCUUCCUAUUUAUCUUCGGCCAUGUUUUUUGUAUCUUGGCAUGUAUCCAGAAGAUCGUGAAAUUGAGAGGGAUGAUCUCGUUCGGCAAUGGAUAGCCGAAGGCUUUGUUUGUAGUUUGCACAGAGCGGAUUUGGAUGAUGUUGGGAAAAGUUAUUUCAAUGAGCUUGUCAAUAGAAGUAUGAUUCAGCCCGGAAGAACAUCUUAUGGGGAGGUAAUCUCUUGUAGGGUGCAUGAUAUGAUGCUUGAUUUGAUCCUAAGCAAGAGUACAGAAGAUAAUUUUAUCAGUGUAGCAUAUAACUAUGAGGACAUGGCCAGAUUGCCCAGUUGUAAGUACAAGGUUCGUCGAUUAUCCUUCCAAUCAGGUGUAGGUGGUGCAAAGUCGGAGGCCCUUGCUAAUGGCAUGUCACAAGUUCGAUCAUACGCACGGUUUGGAAAGUCCCAAUACACACCUGCCCUUUCACAGUUUAAGUAUCUAUGGGUGCUUGCCCUUGAGUUUCCUUAUAAUUGGGAAAUGACAAUCGACCUCACUGUAAUUGGCUGUUUGUUUUUACUGAGAUAUUUGCAUGUGUUAGCCUCAUCAGCAGCCGUAGCGCUCCCGGAAGAAAUCCAAGGUCUUGUGCAUUUGCAAACUCUGGUGCUAUAUUGCAAGUCGACACAAAGCUUUCCUUCAGACAUAAGUUGUUUGGCCAACUUGUUUCAUCUGGUGCUUCCAAGGGGUGGACUGCCUGAAGGGAUCAAGAAGAUGAGAUCACUCCGCACCCUGCGUUGUCGAUACAUGUUCGAGAGUUCACUGGAGGAUAUAAAAGGUCUUGGUGAGCUGACCAAUCUGAAGGAAUUGUACUUAAGCACGGCUGGAUGGGAGUGUUUGACGUUGGAACAAGAGGAUUCUUUGGUCUCCUCCAUUGGAAUGCUCCGAGACCUCAAGCGCCUCUCCCUCAAGUUGGAGCGUAGAAAUAGUGAUGUUGGUGUGUUGCACCUGUCGAGUGAUCAGGUUCAUGUUCUUGGUGAGCUCCCCUCCCUUGUCCAUGUCAGGAUCAAAGUGUCGGAUGUCUCCCAAGACAAAGUUGUGGUUGGCACGGGGUUGUUCCCAGUUCUGGAGCACUUUUGGUUUGAGUAUGUCAAAGAUGCCAAUGCGUAUCUGAGUUUCGAGGCAGGAGCUAUGCCCAAGGUACAAACACUCACACUGCAAUUCAGAUGGAGAGAGUGGAGAGGUGCUACACCAGUCGGCAUGGAGUGCCUGACCUGCCUCCAGAAAAUCGAAGUGUGGACAUAUCGAGCUGGUUUUUUCGCUGAUGUACGAGCUGAAGUCGAGUCUGCCUUCAAGGGCGUCGUAAGUCUGCACCCAAGGCAUCUCUCUGUUACUUGGCGUCCCUAUGUUACUUUUGGUAGCCAUCCAUUCGGUUGAUCCGCCACUUUGUUGUCUGUAACUUAAUUAUCUUCUUGAGCACUGUAAGCCAGGUCCUUUAUUAUAAGGCUUAGUUUUCAUUGUCAUAGUAUCACUUUCUUUUAAUAAACGUGAUGGAAACCA
Molecule: messenger RNA, 3060 nt
Organism: Triticum aestivum (bread wheat)
Lineage: Eukaryota; Viridiplantae; Streptophyta; Magnoliopsida; Poales; Poaceae
Product: disease resistance protein RGA5
Exons: 2
Coding region: 16-2937 (973 amino acids)
Biological process (GO): defense response to other organism
Molecular function (GO): ADP binding
Source: RefSeq, a predicted model, not a curated record